This is a messenger RNA of Falco peregrinus (peregrine falcon), 2808 nucleotides long. It is a transcript of the gene C1QTNF2, whose product is annotated as C1q and TNF related 2. The record is from RefSeq and is a predicted model, not a curated record. NCBI's taxonomy places the organism in Eukaryota, Metazoa, Chordata, Aves, Falconiformes, Falconidae. Gene Ontology annotation, molecular function: protein binding.
AGAGAGAGAAAGGGAAAAACUCCUCAAGCACCAAGAGCUUCCCAGCCAUAUGUGCAUAAAAAUUUCUUCCCGUGCCACGUGACAAGAGGAAGAGGCGCAGACCCAUUACACAAUAAUAAAAAUAUGCCUUUAGCAACGUUGAGCCAAAACGUGGAGCUGAUGCAGGAAGCUAGCAAUCCACACAAAAAGGAGUAAAACGGUAAUAAAACAGAAAGACCAAAGUCACUAUUGCACACCCCUCGGAAGGACACCGCUGUGGCAGGACGGGGCUUGGGCUCUGCGUGUGACAGCGACCUGCAGCAAAACAUCUGCUUGAAACUGUGUAGGUUUCCAGCGCCUGUCAAGAACCCACUGAAGAGAUUAAUUGUGGCUGCGCCAUGAUCUCUGCUGUCCUCCUCCUCUGGACUGUGCCUUGCGUGGCAAACCACAUCCUUGGGGGCUUUGCCAAGGGAGCACUGCAGGAAGGGCCACAGCUAGCAUGCAGCCUGCCGGGACCCCCCGGGCCACCUGGCCCCCCCGGCGCACCCGGGGCUCCAGGGACGGUCGGCAGGAUGGGCUUCCCGGGCAAAGAUGGCAAGGACGGCAGGGAUGGCGAUAAAGGCGAGCACGGUGACGAAGGUCCACAAGGCAGAACAGGAAACCCCGGCAAGCCAGGACCGAAGGGGAAAGCAGGAGCUAUUGGCAAGGCUGGCCCACGAGGACCCAAAGGUUUAAAGGGUAAUCCUGGAAAAACGGGGGCACCAGGAAAGAAAGGGCCCAAAGGGAGCAAGGGUGAGGCGGGGAUGCCAGGACCCUGCACCUGUAAUGCCAACAAAGCCAAAUCUGCCUUCUCUGUGGCGGUCUCAAAGAGCUACCCCAGGGAGAGGCUGCCCAUCAAAUUUGACAGGAUCCUAAUGAAUGAGGGAGGACAUUACAACGCUUCCAGUGGGAAAUUCAUAUGCAGCAUCCCAGGUAUUUACUACUUCACUUAUGAUAUCACUUUGGCCAACAAACAUUUGGCUAUCGGCUUGGUCCACAACGGGCAGUACCGGAUCAAGACUUUUGAUGCCAACACUGGGAACCAUGAUGUUGCCUCUGGAUCAACCAUCCUUUCUCUGAAGCAGGAGGAUGAGGUAUGGCUGCAAAUCUUUUACUCAGAACAAAAUGGGCUCUUUUACGAUCCCUACUGGACAGACAGCUUAUUUACUGGCUUCCUGAUAUAUCCUGAUCAAGAUUAUCUCAAUGAAGUAUAGAAUGAGAAACAAGCCUCUGGGAAAAAGGAGGAAAUUAAUGAGAAUUCAGUCCAGCAAAGUGCAGCCUGUACAUGGACAUGUGUGGAAUUACCAUACAAGUCUACAUUUUUGGCGCUAACAGCCUGCAUUGGCUAUUUAGAUAUUUACUUGAUGUCAUCCAUUAGUCCGCAGGGUACUGGGACCAGUAGGACUCACCUUUAAGCAGCCUCAUGAAUCUCUCAAUCUUGAAGCCACCCAUCUGACAUUUUCCAUAACGUUUCCGACAUGCCACGGACAUGUAACUCAAAUACUGGUGCAGAAUGCUUUCAUUAUGACAUAUUACUAUAAAGCAUGGAAACCAACAACCAUGUCCUGAAAGCUGAGUUCAGAAGUGCCAUUGAUGCUGGAGAGUGUAUCCCUGCGCCUCCCCCCCGACACCCCCCUAAUAGUAAUAAACCUUGGUAAUACAGAGUUACACUUUGCCAACUACUUAAGAGUCAGGAAGUUGUCAGCCGAAGCUGUAAGAGUAGUUCUCAGCCUCAUCAAAGCAGUACUAAUAAGCAAAGGCACCUGGUCUAAAUAGGGAAUGACACAAAAGAGAGCUGUCCUUUUGAAGGUUAAAGGUAAGGCUCCUCGUAAGACACAAGCUGUUGCACUGAGCUCCACUGGCGUUUCUCAGACUUCAGCCUCGAUACACCAGUGCUGGAGUCCUGUAUCUGGUUUUAGACCAGUGUUGGCAAGCUGUCACCAGCGCCUAAACUGGACUGUGCAAGCCAAGUAUCUGUGUGGGCUUCCGAGCCACGGUGGAGGAUGAACUUUACAGAUAAGACUCAACUGUCAAAGACAGCAGGAACCUUCACCAGCAGAAACAGGUUAAUUGAUAGUCCCUCUCCUUCAUCCCUGCCAGCUUUUGCUGGAAGGAGGUACAUGUGGUGCUGCUGAGAUCCUCCUCAAGGGCUUGAUGCUGCAGCUAGACACUACCUUACUGCUGCUUUGCUUUUUUGAUGUUGUAUGUCAGAUAUUACAGGUGCUUCAGAAGCAAUGUUUUGGUUCUAAACUGUAUGGAAAAAAACGCUGAGAAGUCAGAAGCUGAACUUUUGCUCAGCUGAGCUUUUUGCUUUUGCUAAGCUGAGUUUAGCCAUUUUUUUUUUUCCUCCUCUGUAUCAGCUAUUACAGGGACAUGCUCCAAAAUGGUUUGCUAUUGCCAGAGGAAGGAGUUCUCGUGCUACACAGCCACUCAGGCUGGCUGCCUUGCCCCAGGGUGUCCAACAAUCCUGUAACACAGAGCUCUCUCUCAGCAGCCAGAUGGAAGGAGUCUCUUCCUCACUGUCAGGUGCAUCUUCCUGGUGUCCAGUCAUACUUCUCAUCUCCUUUAUCACUUGAUGAAAAUUCUCAUGAACUUCCAGCUCCUCUAAUCCUCAUAUUUAGGCAUUGAAGGGAUAUCCCGUAAGAACAAAGAUUUUUCUUUUUCAGUCUUACUUUCACAGCUCCAAAUAUUUGCAUGAUGUUUAUGAAGUACAGUAAUUGUUUUAUAUCUUACAAAAGUCUUUUCAAAUACAUUUUAUAAAAUAAAGCUGAACAAAAGUACUGCUGGAAU